CACACAUGUGACAGGGGUUAUAUGGUGCUUUAGAAAUUAUUGCUAUUGACAUUAGUAUAAAUUUAUUUAUUUAACUUAGUAUUUGUUACCUGUACCAUUAACAAUUGUUAGUUUAUAUUUUGAUAAUCUGUUAAUCCGGGGUUUCGCAAGGGCCGGAGAGACAAACAAACUCGGCCAAUCACAGCGUGGCACUCACGCGUGCGUGUACUGGAUUGUACUUUUGGUUUGGUAACAAAGCAACACAGGAUUGCUAAAAGGGUUGUUCAAUGUUAUUUAUAUUUUUUAGGAAAGGUAAUACUAGUCUUUGGUAGUGUAGAAUCGCGCUCCUUUUAUUGAUUCAGUCAAAAGAUGGCAUCACAAACAGAGAAGUGUGAUAGUUCCGGGACCGGACUGAGUCCCACCGACCCUUGCUCCUACUCCAGACCUGAGGAGUGUAUUGUCACACAGAUAGACCUGGAUCUGGAUAUAGACUUUGCAACCAAAACCCUGAGGGGCCAGGCUCAUCUUACUCUGCAGAAGAAGAAAGAGGGUAUAGACCAUGUGGUAGUGGAUACUCGCGAGGUGACCAUUAAGAAAGUUACUGACCAAGCCAACGGACAAGAACUGACCUUCACCUUAGGAGAACAUGACCCGAGUUUUGGUUCCAAAUUGGAAAUAAAAUUACCCAAUAGUGCUGGGAACAGUUGUGUGGUGUCAAUAGAAUAUGAGACCUCACCACAGUGCUCAGCUUUACAGUGGCUUCGCAAGGAGCAGACGGCAGGAAAACGCCAGCCAUACCUCUUCAGUCAAUGCCAGGCUAUCCACUGUCGCAGUAUGAUUCCAUGCCAAGAUACUCCGGCAGUCAAAUGCCCAUACUCUGCAAAAGUAUCUGCUCCAAGGGAGGUAACUGUGUUGAUGAGCGCACUGCGAGGCGGAUCCAAUCCACAUGCCAGUGACAGUGCUAAGCUGGUACACAUCUUUGAACAAAAGGUGCCUAUAGCCAGCUACCUCAUUGCAAUUGUCGCUGGAGACAUUGAAAGCAGACAUCUUGGUCCCAGAUCCAAAGUGUGGUCUGAAAGGGAAAUGGUGGAGGAGGCAGAAUAUGAGUUUGGAGAGACGGAGCACAUGCUGCAGACAGCCGAGGAUUUGAUGGGACCAUACGUUUGGGGCCAGUAUGAUCUACUCGUUUUACCUCCUUCCUUUCCAUAUGGAGGAAUGGAAAACCCCUGUCUGACCUUUGUGACCCCUACUCUACUGGCUGGUGACAGGUCCCUUGCUAAUGUUAUUGCUCAUGAAAUAGCUCACAGUUGGACAGGCAACCUGGUGACCAAUUCGACCUUUGAACACUUCUGGUUGAACGAAGGUCAUACUGUGUUUGUGGAGAGGAAGAUAGCUGGGUGUCUCCAUGGGGGUGAACCAAUGAGACACUUCCUGGGAAUCGGUGGCUGGAAAACCCUCCAAUACGGGGUUGUGGACGUCCUAAAAAAUGGCCCCUACACCAAGCUCGUCCCUGACCUGCGUGGGGUGGACCCUGACGAUGCCUUUUCUGUGGUGCCCUACGAGAAAGGUUUUGCCCUCCUGUUUUACCUGGAAACACUUGUAGGAGGACCAGCCGUAUUUGAACCCUUUCUACGAGCCUACAUUGAGCAGUUUCAGGGAGAUUCCAUAGUUACUGACCAGUGGAAAGAGUUUCUGUUCUCCUUCUUCAAGGACAAGGUUGAUGUGUUCAAAGACGUUGAAUGGGAUAAGUGGUUCUUUGGACAGGGGAUGCCGCCAAUAAAACCAAAAUAUGAUGACAGUCUUGCCGUGCCGUGUGCGGAUCUGAGCCAGCGAUGGGUGAAAGCUGUGAAGGAAGAGUUCUCAUUGUUCAAAGCUGAGGAUCUGGCGUCUCUGUCUACUGCACAGAAAAGGGAGUUCUUCUCACUUUUGUUGAUAGAGGCGCCAUUUUCUCCUGAGAAGAUUCAAGCAAUGGAAGCAAGUUACAGUCUCAACUCUGUUAAGAAUUCAGAAAUCAGAUUCAGCUGGUUGAGACUAUGCAUUCGUGCCAAGUAUGAAGAUUGUAUUCCACGUGCUAUUGCCUUUGUAAAUGAGCAAGGCAGGAUGAAGUUUGUCCGACCAAUAUACCGAGACUUGUAUGACUGGGACAAGUCAAAACAGGCGGCUAUUGACAACUUCCUGUCCCACAGAACAGAGAUGCACAACACUACAGCUAAACUUGUGGCCAAGGAACUUGGCCUAGGACCUUAAACUGCACCCUCUUUUGAUGGAUUUUGGUCUUCCUACUUCAUCGACAAAUGGAAGAUCAAGUUCCUUUGUUGGAUGCUAAAAAUAAAACAUUUGUACUAGAUCUUUACUGUUUUGCAAAUAUUAAAUGAUACAUGCUUUGAUGCUUCAUGGAUUCUUAUUGGUUGUGUCUAAACAGCCAACAAUGGAUGUGUCAAGCACUCUGAUUGGUUGUAGCAAAAUUGUAGUCAGUUGUAAAUAGAAUCCCUGUUUUUUUUUCAAAAGGGACAUGCUUGCAUGCUAUACUUUAUGUAUUUAUUCGUCAAACAGAACUACAUGUGGAUCACUAAUUACUGAAAUUUUGAAUUAUCAUUUAGCUGCCAAGAGUACACAACUGCCAGGGUGAAUGUUAAUGUACCCAGUUGCAGAUACAUCAAGGAUUCAUAACAGUGAUAACUAAUGAUAUAUGUGUAGAUUUUGUAAAAGAAUGAAUUUCAGUUUUAAUAUCUUUACUUAAUUUUUGAUUUUGAUAGCCAGAAUUAUUACAUCAGAGCUUUUUAGUAAUUAACUACAUGGUGAGAAAGUAAAUAACUAGAUGGUGAGAAAGUAAAUAACUAGACGGUGAGAAAGUAAAUAACUAGAUGGUGAGAAAGUAAUUAACUAGAUGGUGAGAAAAAUAUGUGCUUGUAUGCACUAAACUGACUUACAGUCAUAUAGAAAAUCAUAUGUAAUCUUAUAUUGUCCAUUCCAAAUAGUUUGAGUGGAUUUUUUUUGGUUUUUGGUUUUUGCAAAAUACCAAAUAAUUUUUAUGAAAAUUUUACAAUGCAAUCAUUUUAUAUAAUCUGUGUAACUCUUCUUUUUGCAUUUGAGUCAAAAUAUUAGAAAAACAUAAUAUUUUUGUUGAAUUUCUCUUUGAUUCUGAUAUAUCUGAUGACAAUUAUAAACAUUAUACAUGUAUUGCCCUUACUGCAGGGAAACACUUUGUUCCCCGAGGUUAAUCAUGUUUCACUCGAGCUUCGCCCCUUGUACAACAUGAUUUAUAUCCUCAGGAAAACAAAGAAUCAGGUUUCCUUCCUUACAGUAAGGGCAAUGGACAUUUCAUAACACCGAAAAAUUUCAAUCAAUAAAAAACAAUAACACAAUGGAAGAGAUGGUCAGGUUGUUGUCGUCUGCUACCGUCAUUCGGAACUAGGUUGUGGUGGCUCUUGCAGAUGUUUCUAGAGAGGCUCCGAAUAAGGGAAAUAUGAAUGGGAAAACUUGAGGGUGACAUGUGUUAUUGCCCCCGCCAUGUAACCAGUAUCAUCCAAUCAGAAACGCUGUUAUAAAGAUGAGGUAUAAUAAUAAGUUAUGUAGGUUUCGCUAUAUCUGGGAAAAGGUGAUUCUCAGUUGGUAAUGUGUAUUGGUAAGUUGUUAGAUUUUUUCAUCACAUAGUUUUCUUGCUUGAGCUGACUAGGUUUUGUUUUUGUUAGAAUGAUAAAAUCUAUUACAUGUACCUCAGGCUAAGAUUCAGUAACAUCCCAACUUCGGCUUACGCCUCGGUUGUGAUUAUGUUACAGAAUCUUAGCCCUCUACUGAGAUAACCCAAUCUUGCUCAGUUACAGGUAAAAAAAAAUAAUCUCGCACCUUUUAGUUUGAGGUGCAAGAUUAGCAUAUCAAGUAUAUAUGCUGGUUUAUAUUGUAAUCAUAAAAAAACAAAAUACAUUGUCGUAAAAUAACACUUCAUAAGUUCAAUUUUAUGGAUGUUUUGUUAACAGUAUUUGUCUCAUGUAAUUUGUAGCUGUGCUUAUUUGUUCAUGGUUAUGUUGCAUGCUUUUAGAUUUAGUUUAUAGUUAUAUCAACUAAGGGCAGAAUUAAAAUGGUAUAGAUAUAUUGAUAGCACAUUUUUUCACUUUUAUUUGUUAUAAUAGAUAUGGCGUUUACUUGCAGCAGUAAAAUAAUUCAUGUUUCAUCAGUGAUAAAUUAAUUUAUUCGCUUUACACUGAACUAUUCUAAACUAGUCCAACUUUUUUUUACUAAUAAAUUUUGUAAGGAAUUAUAAUGAAGAGUUGUUCUAUAUG
Molecule: messenger RNA, 4259 nt
Organism: Mizuhopecten yessoensis (Yesso scallop)
Lineage: Eukaryota; Metazoa; Mollusca; Bivalvia; Pectinida; Pectinidae
Product: leukotriene A-4 hydrolase-like
Exons: 17
Coding region: 349-2226 (625 amino acids)
Biological process (GO): peptide catabolic process; proteolysis
Cellular component (GO): cytosol
Molecular function (GO): zinc ion binding; epoxide hydrolase activity; aminopeptidase activity
Source: RefSeq, a predicted model, not a curated record